ACGCAGCUCGGGGCGGGGAAGGCGGAAGUCGGCUCCCAACAACACCCGAGAGCCGGGUAGCGCUGAGUUCCGAUCCAGAGCGUCCGCCUUCGCCGGCCGGGUCGGGCCUGAGGAGCCGCCGCCAUGUCCAGCAUGGAGAAACACCUGUUUAACUUGAAGUUUGCUGCCAAAGAGCUCAGCAGGAAUGCAAAAAAAUGUGAUAAAGAAGAAAAGGUUGAAAAGACAAAAAUUAAGAAGGCAAUCCAGAAGGGUAAUACUGAAGUUGCAAGAAUACAUGCAGAAAACGCAAUCCGACAGAAGAAUCAAGCAAUCAAUUUCUUGCGCAUGAGUGCCAGGGUAGAUGCAGUAGCAGCAAGAGUUCAAACUGCAGUAACAAUGGGCAAGGUAACAAAGUCAAUGGCAGGAGUAGUUAAAUCUAUGGAUGCUACAUUGAAGAGCAUGAACCUGGAAAAGAUAUCUGCCUUAAUGGACAAAUUUGAGCACCAGUUUGAAACACUAGAUGUUCAGACGGCACAGAUGGAAGAUACAAUGAGUAAUACUACUACGUUAACAACACCACAAAACCAAGUGGAUACGCUUCUACAGGAAAUGGCAGAUGAAGCAGGCCUUGAUCUGAACAUGGAACUACCCCAGGGGCAAACAGGUUCUGUUGGCACAAGUGUUGCUUCAGCAGAGCAGGAUGAGCUGUCACAGAGACUGGCCCGCCUACGUGAUCAAGUUUAACUUAAGUAAUCAAAACUGCAGAGCUCUGUAGAUGCUUCCAAAGCAUUCACUCUGUAUACAUAUUAUGCUGUAUGCAGUAUGUCCUGGAUGUCUAAAUAUUUGUACUAUAUGAUACUUCACUUUUGGCUUGCUGUCCUUUCUAAAUACAUUAAGAAAUUCAAAGGUAUCACAGCCCUUUAAUGUUUUUCUAGGUCUGUACAGUACAUUUUGAAGUUGGGGAUAUAUUUUUGCAAUUAUCUUUUCACAGAACCAAGCUAAAAUUCUAAGUCAACUAAUAAUGUUGGCUCAUUCUAGUUGAAGGAAAAGCUGAACACUAUUGACAUGAUAUAUAAUAUUUUAAAUUAUAAAGUGGGUUUUUUAAAUUAUGAAAAACAUGUACAGUUGGGGAACUGAUGCAUGCAAUUCAGAUGAUGGUUGCAAUUAACUUGCUUACACAGCAAAAUUCAUGGAAUACACAGAUGGACGUGUUGUCUUUGUUAAUAAGCAUAUUAAAACACAUAGUUGGACUUGAAUCUGUUUUUAUGGUCUUUUAAAACUACAUUACUUGCAAAACAACUUAAUGGGCCAGUUAAAAAUUAGCUACCAAAAGCUGUUUUCACCGAACUGGGAACUUGUAUAGUACCAUCACUUCAGUACAGGAGGAAUAAAAUUUAUUUUUCAACAUUUUUGUCUAGAUUGUUUGAUACAUGUAUAUUAGUCAAGCAAAGUGACUCCAUAUUAUGUUGAGUUAAGGCAACCAUGUUAAAAUAUCUUUGAACUGUCAUCCUUAUAUUC
This is a messenger RNA of Terrapene triunguis (Three-toed box turtle), 1497 nucleotides long. RefSeq names its product charged multivesicular body protein 1B (gene CHMP1B). The record is from RefSeq and is a predicted model, not a curated record. Gene Ontology annotation, cellular component: multivesicular body; ESCRT III complex. Bases 124 to 723 code for a protein of 199 amino acids. Lineage: Eukaryota; Metazoa; Chordata; Testudines; Emydidae. The transcript is spliced from 8 exons. Gene Ontology annotation, biological process: late endosome to vacuole transport; protein transport; endosome transport via multivesicular body sorting pathway.